Molecule: messenger RNA, 926 nt
Organism: Chara braunii
Lineage: Eukaryota; Viridiplantae; Streptophyta; Charophyceae; Charales; Characeae
Source: the annotation of a GenBank genome assembly
CGAGCAGGAGCAGAGGGAAGCACAGCCAUGCCUCCACAAACAGCAAAUAAAAGUGACCGGGGGAUGGGGCCAGGGAGUGCGCAGGAAAUUUUGGAGAAAGAACUGAUCAUAGGUCAAGUAAAGGGAAAGCUCCGGGUUGUGGAGCUCCGCCGACGCCGGCUGCAGGAUGAUAAUCUACGGCUGGAAGCAGAGCUGGGGACUCAGCGAUCUCAGCUCCAAGAUAUCCACGAGUACCUAACCAGUGAACUCAGCCAUCAAGAGAACACAAUCCGGGAGCUGGAAGCUGCUGUUGAGGCGGCACUCAAGGAAAAAGCACUAGUUGUGGACUCUCUCACUCGAAGGCUGGCAGAGAUCGAGGCCUAUCAUACAGGAAUCGUAAAUGAAAUGCAGUCUAGGGUUAUAUGGACGGAGGCUAAGUUGCAGGAGGUGAGGGAGUUCCUUGACAAAAAGGCAGCUAUGGAGGAAGCUUUGUCAAAGCUCCAGCAGCAAUUGGAGAAAGAAAGGAAAGAGCAUGAAGAGGCGAUGGGAGAUAUCGAGCGCAAAGCUGUUCAGGAAAAGGACAGAAUGAAGAAGGAGCUGGCUCAGAAAAUCAAAGAAACAAAGUUGGCGAUGAUGAAGCUGACAGAGAGUCAGCUUGACAUUACCACAAAACGGACAAUCAUGGAGAAUGAGCAGAUGAGCUGCGAGCUUGCGUACCAGUCCCGCCAAACAGAGAAACUGUUGCAGAAGAACAAGAGGCUGGUAGCAGAUAAUGCCGUGCUGUUGCAAGCUAUGGAACUUUUCCAGCAAGGCCAUGUUAACCGCUUCUCCUUUGACUAUGGUUUUCCUGGGAAGUUCUGUUUGGCAACAUUGUACGUCAGAGGCACCAUAAAGGGGGAGUUAAAAGAAGAAUGAUAAAAAAAUAAAAAUGAAUGGUUUCAGUUUGC